Messenger RNA from Adineta steineri, 3225 nucleotides. NCBI's taxonomy places the organism in Eukaryota, Metazoa, Rotifera, Eurotatoria, Adinetida, Adinetidae. The record is from the annotation of a GenBank genome assembly.
AUGCAAUCAUUACAUUAUAACAGUGGAUCUAUUAAAUUAACUCGUGAACGAGCAACGAUGGUUGCUCGUUGGGAAUCGAAUGAAGUUGCAAGAUGGAUAGCGGGUUUAGCUGGAAUUCAAUCAGAUAUUAGUGAAAUAUUUCUUCAAUAUCAUAUAAAUGGUAUUACAUUAGCGACGCUUCUUCGUCAAGAUCUUAUUCAUAUGGGUAUUACAAAACUUGAUCAACAACUUAUAUUGAUGCAAUCAACUGAUCAACUUCUUACUCUUGUCAAUCGAUUAAAUAGCGAAACAUUAGCUUUACUAUUUAUGCGUAUACAUUGUACAGCUACAGCAUGUUAUAAUCUAUUAAAAAGACAUGAUGAACCAUUGAAUGACAAUAGUAACGUAAUGAAUUCACCUGAAUUUUAUACAUCUAUUAGCAAUCUAUCAAAUGCAAUUGUUGAAACUUGCCAUUGGCUUGGAAGAUUACCAUUUAUUGAAAAUGCUGAAUAUAUUGAUUUACGACGUAAAAUAAUAAAAGCACUUGUUCAAAUACGUGUUUUAAUACGUAAUUUACGUCUUGUUGAUCAAAUUAAUAUGCCAAAAUCAAAAUUGAUUCUUGAAAUAAAUGAAUUACGAACAACAGCUAUUUCAUUAGUUCGUCAAAAUAAAGAUUCAUUAUUUUCAUCCGAUUGUUAUUUAAUAAGAGUUAAUUUACGACGUCCAAUUAAAGAUGAUGUGAAUAUUGAAUAUACAACAAUGCCUGAUUUUACGCAUUUUAUAUCAAGUAUUGAAACCGAAGCUAUGAGUUAUAUGGGAUCAGGUUUUAAUGCAAUUAAUAUUGGUGAUGAAAUUAUUGAAAUUAAUAAUCAAGUUGUGAUCGGUUGGGAUCCAAUGCAUUUUAAUGAAUUAAUUCGUUCAUCAUCUCGUGCAAAUGAAAUAUGUUUAUUAGUAAAAAAGAUGCCAAGACAUAAUGAUGAUGAAAUAUAUACAAAACGUUUUGUUGAUUUAACACCAAAUCCUCGACGUACACGUGCACGUGGUAAUUUAGAACGAAUUAAACAAACGGAAGAUAAUCGAACGAGAUUAUUAGAACAAGAAGGGGAGAUUGAUGUAGAAAGUGAUGACGAAACUCUUUAUCAAAGUAAACGUUCUUCCCAAAUUAAACGUGAUCAACAUUCAUCAUUACCUGAUCUAACUGAAACACUUACUGAUACUAAAAAUACAAAGAAUAUUAAUCAAAUAUCUGACCAUAUUGUACCUUCAUCCUCAACAUCAUCUGUAUCUACAAUUGCAAUGUUAUCACCUAUUUCUCCUAUAAAAUUAGAUUCGAAACGAAAGAGUAAUAAUCGAACACAAUCAGCUGGUGGCAUGCCUUCAUCACCAAAUGUAACACCGAAAAGUGCUAGAAAAAUGGGUUUUGAAUCAUAUUUUUCAACAUUAUUUCGUCCUCGUCAUGAUGCUAAAUCGAUUAUACCAGAUCUUGAUGAUCAUAAUACUAAAGAUCAACCACAAUUAGUAACUGUUAAACGUAUUAAUUCAACCUAUAAACAAAAUCCUUCAAACAAUUCUCUAUCAUCAAUUCAAGAUGAACAUAUUGCAUCAUCUCCACCACCAUUACCAUCACCUAUUGAUAAACGUGGUAGUCAAAGUAGUUUACAAAUGCCUUCAACACUUGCACAAAUUUCAAAUAUUUUCAAAUCACCUGAACAAAGAAGUAAACGAACAAAUGUCGAUAGUGAAAAGAAUAUGACAUUUCGAAAUGAAUUAAAAAUGGAAAUUGGUUCAAUUUUUGGGCAUCAUAACCAUGGUAUCGUUGCCAAUAAACCACCAGUAAAUCAUAGUGAUAGUCGAAAGAGUUCUGUUACUACUGAACGACGUCGUCCAAAACGUAAACCAUCGUAUAGAAAAAUCUCAUGUAAAGAUUUGGGUAAAGGUGAUUGUGAAGGUUUUUUACAUCGUUAUUUACCUAAAGGUGCAUUAUCACUUGUUCAAUGGCGACUUUAUUGGUGUGUUUUAAAAGGUGGCACUUUAUAUGUAUUUAAAUCUAAAGAUGAUAAAAAUCAAGAAGUAGAAAUAAAACUUGAAGGAAAAAAUGUAUCACCAGCACCGGAACGAAGAAAAUAUGGUUUUCGUAUUGCUGAUGAGAAUAGUAAAAAUCGUGAAUAUUUUUAUUGUUCAACACGUGAUGAAAUGGCUAAAUGGAUGAAUAAAAUGGGUUUAGCAGCUAUUAAUUUUAAUAUGGAUGAUUCAAAAAUUGGUGGAUUUCAUAAAGGUUUUGUUGAUUCACGUGAAGGUUCACCAGCAUCAACACCAAUUCUCGGUGCAUCACCAGCAUCAAUUACUAAACAACAACGAAUGGGACAUAUUGGUUCAACUGGUGAUAGUGAAAAUGAUUCCGAUAAAGAUUCAAUUGCAUCAUGGCAUAAAUCAACAUCACAACAUAGUAGUGUUUCAGAUACUGAAACAUCAAGAGAUAAAAAUGAUAAACGUGCUGAUCUUUCAUCUCUUGCUCGUCAUGCACGUUCAGCAUCAUCAGCUUCAAUUGUAUCUGAUACACAUAAUAGUUCAAUUACAUCACCAUCAAAUCGUUUUGCUGGUCAAAUUAAUUCAUCAUCAAACAAAAAUCAUUAUCGAAUAAGUAGUUCGCCAAUACGUUCUCAACGAUCAUAUGAAGAUGAUCAACAAAAUGCUUAUGUUACUGCAGCACCAAGACUUUCGGAUUCGGAUUCAUCAACUGAACUUCCUUAUAAACGAAUGUUGAUUAAUAAUCCAACUAUGAAGAAUAAUUCAUCACAGAAACAUCUUCAAUCUUCAAUUAAUGAUCAAUCGAGAAUGUUAAAUUCUUCUAGUGGUUUUACUAUUCCAUCUUCUACACCUCGUCUAUCUAGAUCAAAUGAUAAAACUCUAGCACAAGCUUCUAACAAUAAUAUGUUUCAUAUGGGUAAUGAAGAACAUUCAUCGAAUCUAUCUUCAUCUCCACCACAACAAUAUUCACCAGCAGUUGUACGUGUUGCUCCAUUGUAUAUAUCUGUUUAUACAUCAACUCCACCGAUACCUCUUGUGAAAGGUACAGUUGCUGUUUCAACUCCUUCAACAAAUAAUGAUGAAUCAUUUUUUACUCGUCGUUCACCUUCACCAACACCCUCACCACUAUUAAAAACUACCGAACAAUUCAAUACAACAAAUUCAUCACCAACUUAUAAAUAUCGUCAUCGUCAUCCUUCUACAUCUCAACAAAAAUAA